Molecule: messenger RNA, 475 nt
Organism: Crotalus tigris (Tiger rattlesnake)
Lineage: Eukaryota; Metazoa; Chordata; Lepidosauria; Squamata; Viperidae
Product: H-2 class I histocompatibility antigen, Q10 alpha chain-like
Exons: 2
Coding region: 107-460 (117 amino acids)
Biological process (GO): immune response
Cellular component (GO): external side of plasma membrane
Source: RefSeq, a predicted model, not a curated record
UCACCCGCUUUUGUUCUGGGUUGUUGCGUUGUUGAUCACCAGGAGCGCGUCUUUCUCUGCCUGCGACUUCCGUAUAAAGGGGGACAAAUUGUGGAUCGGGGCCAGGAUGGCGCUGCGCUCUGCGCCCCUCUUGCUCCUGGUGUUGGUGGCCGUCGGUCAGCCGGAGAGCUGCCUCGGCGCUUCCUCGCACUCCCUGAAGUAUUUCUACUCCUCCAUCUCGGAGCCCAGUCAGGGGCAGCCCCACUUUGUCAUUGUGGGGUACGUGGACGGUCAGGUCUUUGUUCACUAUGACAGCAACAGCCAGAAGAUGCAGCCUCGAGUCUCCUGGAUGGAGAAGGUGGGGAAGGAGGACCCCCAAUACUGGGACAUAGAGUCUCAGAAACAAUGGGGCGCAGAGGAGGUGUUCAGACAAAGCCUGGAGACUCUGAGGCUUCGCUACAAUCAGAGCGAAGGUGAGUGAUGGGUCAGAUGGCUC